This is a messenger RNA of Phalacrocorax carbo (great cormorant), 1273 nucleotides long. The record is from RefSeq and is a predicted model, not a curated record. Lineage: Eukaryota; Metazoa; Chordata; Aves; Suliformes; Phalacrocoracidae.
CGGGCAGCCUGCGCCUCCAGUUUCUCCAGCCCUCUGGUCCACAGCAUCAUCUCGAUCGUGCCCACGGGGACCGGCUGCCACCAGGGCUCUGCCUGCUUCGUUCCAGCCCCGCUCAUGGCCGCUGCCAAGUGUGGCCACCCCGCAGCGAACGAGGCGAUGGUGGACAUCGACAUCAAGUCCAAGUCCUUGCAGCCCCACUGGUAUGAGCGCUACGUCCAGCCCUGCGUGGCCGAGGUGCUGGGCAGCGCGCUCUUCAUCUUCAUCGGCUGCCUCUCCGUGGUCGAGGACGUGGAGGGCGUGGGGAGGCUGCAGCCCGCCCUGGCGCAUGGGCUGGCCCUGGGGCUCACCAUCGCCAUCCUGGGAGACAUCAGCGGAGGCCACUUCAACCCCGCCGUGUCCUUGGGCGUGUACCUGAUCGGUGGGCUGAACACCGUGAUGAUCAUUCCUUACUGGGUCUCCCAGCUCUGCGGAGGGAUGAUAGGAGCCGGCCUGGCAAAGGCCGUGGCAGCAAGCGAGCGGUAUGUGAACGCCAGCGGAGGAGCCUUCAGCAGCAUCACGGCUGACGAGCAGAUCCCCUCCGUCCUCGUGGGCGAGAUCGUCAUGACCACCUUCCUGGUCCUCGUGGUCUGCAUGGGCGCCAUCAAUGGCAAGACCAAGACCCCGCUGGCACCCCUCUGCAUCGGCUUCACGGUCACGGUCGACAUCCUGGCAGGGGGUGGCGUGUCCGGAGCCUGCAUGAAUCCUGCCAGAGCCUUCGGGCCAGCUGUGGUAGCAAACUACUGGGACUAUCACUGGGUUUACUGGGUAGGGCCCAUGGUCGCUGCCUUCGUUGUCGGCACGCUGGUGAGGCUCCUGAUCGGUGACCAGACCACCCGCCUGUUCCUGAAGUAACGCCGGGCACACGGCUUCGGGCGUGCUGUUGCCGCUGACCUGGCACAGGCAGCCGGUGUGGCUCAGCACAGCUGGCGUGAAGCCCCCUGCCCCUGUUCCUCACCACCCCGCCUCCCCUCUGCAUCUCCCAUCCCAGCGAGAUGGUUCACUUGCUGCUGCAGGGACGAUGGAAAGCAGCCCGGUGCUGGUGGCAGGGCUGGGCAGCGCCGCUCUCACCCCCAUCCCCAGGGCUCUGCCAGCCCCUGCCGCGGCUGUGGGACCGCUCACCAGGAGCAUCCUCCGACCCACACCAGUGCCCACGAGGUCCCAGCCUCCCCCAGCAUCGGUUGUGCACAGUGUCCGUCCCACCAGGGCUGUGCCUGGGUGCCUGCAGUGCUGGGGA